UUUCCGACGCUCCUUGAAGGCACCGCCAGUCUCCAACGUGCGCAACGGUGACGUCAUCAGUAGCAUGAUGGCGGUAGCCUGGACUGUUUUGAAUCCCGUCCCGCUUUUCCACCAUUAAACAUUAACUUGUUUUAUUUUUUUUUUUCUCUCCCCUACCUAAAAUGCUACGCCGCAUCUUGGAGGGCAUCUCCUAAACCUCAGACACUUCCAUGGAUUCUGUUGUGGGUGACGACCAGACGCUCCCCGUUGACUUAAACGGAAGCUGCGGCCUUCACGACACGGUGAACGCCGGCGACCCCUUCAGCGCGGACGUCAUGACAGCGCCGUCGUCUUUUCCCGGCAAGAUAUCCGGCACCAAAGCCCUCACCAUGAAGGACUAUGAAAAUCUAAUAACUGCGCUGAAAAAGGAGAACUUCAACCUGAAACUGCGCAUUUACUUCAUGGAGGAGCGCAUGCAGCAAAAAUGCGACGACUCCACGGAGGAAAUAUUCAAAACGAACAUUGAGCUGAAAGUGGAGCUGGAGUCCAUGAAGCGCGACUUGGCAGAGAAACAAGAGCUGCUGGUUUCUGCCUCCAAAGCGCUGGAGAGUCUGUCGGUUCGAGAGACAACGGAGCCGCAGCACAGCGAGGAAGCGCAGAGAGACGUGGACGCGCUACGGGACUCCUUCAACAAGAGGAUUGCGGAACUGGAAGACUGCCUUCGAACAGCUGAAGACGAGGUGGAGAAGAUGGCAGCCAUCGCUGAGCAGGAGAAGCUGAAAAACAUCAACUUGGAGAAGCAGCUCCAAUUGGUCGGGCCAGCCGGUCCCGUCACCCCCGCAUCUGCUGGGCCCGUGCAAGAUCUGCAGCUGGCCCUGCGGGAAAAGGACGACAUCAUCGAGCACCUGAAGGUCACGUUGAGGAACCACGAAGCAGAGCGCAAUGGAGAGACUGACCCGCCGUCAUCUGAUCGGGUCAAACAGCUGACGGAUGAACUUGAGGCCCUGAGGGACGAACUACUAAGAGAAAAAGAAAAACGAAUACCUGACCACCAGAGCGAGGUUCAUCGACUCGAGUCCAUCAACAAGCUGCUCAGUGAAGAGCUCGUCCAGGCAAAAAGCAUUCACGAGAACCUGACAAAGACGCUGGAAGAAAGCGAGAGUGAAAGCAAGACUUUGUCAGUAAGGCUGGAUGAGAGAGAGAACGAACUCCACGUGGAGAAGAAAAACGGCCUAAAGCGAGACAAAACCAUCCAAGGGCUCACGCAGGUCCUCAAGGAAAAAGAGAAAGAGAUUGCAGAGCUGUGCAAUGAGAUUGAGGACCGCGAUGAUGCUCUCGCCAAAGCUCGGGAGACGGCGCACAAGGUCCAGAUGCAGAAAUAUCAGGGAGCGGAAGAGCACCAAAGUCUUUUAAUGGAUAAGCAAACGGAGCUGGUCCAGCUCCAGGGCGAGCACCACGCCAAGGUGCUCGAAGCCCAAAAGCUGCAGCGGGCCGUUGACAGGAGGGAGCAGGAGCUGGCUGACUUGCAGCGGGCGAAGGAGCAGCUCGAGGUGGAGCUGGAAGACCUGCAGCAGCAGAAGAAGAAGGGAGACAAAGCCUUGAAUGAUCUGAACAACCAGCUGAAAAAGCUGAGCAGCGAGAUCGGGGAGCGGGAAAGUUCUCUGGAGGAGCAUUACCAGGAGCUCUUGCAUCAAACCCAACGAAAAGUGCAGGCCCACGAAGUCACCAUCCAGCGGCUCACGUCCACCUUGGCCGAUAAAGAGCAGCAGUUACUGGAGUACAUAAACAUGGUCAGGGAGUUUGAGGAAAAGAAGAGCCCGCCGGGAAAUGAUGGGAUGCUUGCAAAGCUGCGCCAACGGCUGAAAGAAAAAGAGAAAGCGUUGGAGCAAGCGUUGGACGAGAGAUUUGUGGCCAUUGAGGAGAAGGACAAUGAAAUCCACCAGCUGCAGCUGUCGCUCAGGGAGAAGGAGAGAGAUCUCGAGAGGCUCAAUAACCUGCUGUCACAUAACGAGGAAACUAUUAAUAGUUUUGACAGCUUGAUCAAGGAGAAGGAUGUGGAACUGCAGCACCUCGCAAACACACUGAAGAACCUGCAAAGGGCCAAACAAGAUGUGGAGGACAACCUGAACAGGACCCUGAGGGAAAAAGACGCCAUCAUCGGCCAGCUACAGCUCUCCCUCGAUGGCAAGACCAAAGAACUGGAGGAAAUGUCCGAAUCGGCGCCGAGCAAGUCGCAAAGUUCCGACUUGGCCGAGCAGAUGGGCCAGAAGUUGAAGCUGAAGGAAGCGAUGCUGGCUGAGGCUUUGAACGCCAGGGAAAGGCUUGUGGCCGACAACGAGGGCGCCGUGGAAGGGCUGCUGGCGACGAUUAAUAGCAAGGAUCAACUCAUCAAGGAGUCCGCUGAGCACUACAAUCGCAUGCUGUCCGAACGCUCCCAGGAGAUCCAGGAGCUGCGGAGGCAGCUCUCUGAGCGGCAACAGCAACUUACCGCCGCUGAGAGGCAAAGCUCCACGGCGGUUCAGAAAGACUCCUUGGAAACCGCCAAGCUCAGACAGCUCGUCGCUGAAAAAGACAGCAUCAUCGACAGGCUUCUCCAACGUGGUCAGGAGACGUACGACAAGGAGCCAGAUUACGUGCUAGAUCUGAGACAAACCAUCCAGAUCAUGCAGGAGAAGUUGGACGGGCAAGAAGCCGAACGCUCCAGGAGGAACAGCGACGAGAGCGUGGAGAGCAUUCCAGUCUCCAAGAAGACAGUCGUGGUCCUUAAGAAAGAGCUGGCACAGAAAACUGAGGCUCUCAACAAAGCACUGAAGAGAGAGAACCAACUGAAGAUGUCUCUGGCGGAGCUCCAGUCGUUGCUUUCCGAGCUGGAGGGACGCAGCGAAGGCCAGGCUGCCAAUAUUGAGUCCCUGGUCGCCACCCUGGAGACCAAGGAUGAGAUCAUCCAUGACCUCCAGCGGCGUCUCUGCCAACCAGGGGACACUCAGGGCGAUCCCGCCCAGGAUCAGGUCGUCGGCAGCAGCAUGGAUCGAUUGCCUUCGGGGCUCCCUCAAAGAGAGACGACCAUGAUCGGCGGGGACAGCCAGCAAGAAGCACUGCCCAGCCUGGUUGCUUUGCAGCAGGAGCACAAGGCUCUCAACAAAGCUCUGAGGGCCGAGCAGCAGCUCUACUCCAGCCUGGUUCGGACUGUGAAGGAGCAGGACAGCGCCCAACGUCUCCACGCUCUGCAGCUGGAGCUGACGGCGGUGCAGCUCCUCAGGCAGCAGCUGGAGGACGGCGUCAAAGCCAACGAGGAGCUCAGGGACGACUUGGAGAGGGAGCUAGACAGAGCCAAAGUCAGAGAAGGUGUGCGCGUGGUCGAUCCCAAAGAACUGGAGAGCGUUCAGCAUCAGCUCGAAGACGCCCAGCGCUGGAAUGCCUCCUUGCAGGCCCGCUUUGGGGCCAUCCAGAACCGCGGUGGUGGAGUGGGCGGGGCCAAUGACUGCGGAGACUCGCUGAGCUUCGCCGGAGACCAAACGUCUUACAUGAGUAUCUGUGCGGGCGAGGGGCACGACGACCGAUCGCAUCAGGAGCUCAGACAGAAGGUACUCGAGCUGCAGGACUGCGUCAAUAAGCUCCAGGCUCAAAACAAGGAGGAGAAAACCGCGGCCAGCGCUCGUCCCUGGAAACAGCAAACGGACACCGCGACGAUUACGGAGGUGCCACCUGGAGAUGAUCGGAUGCGCCAAUCUCAGGAUCAAGCGACUCAGACGGAUGUCCCUCCGGGGCAGUCACCAGUGGAUGAGAGCGUGGACAGCGGCCUGGGCCAGAGCAGAGAGCUUGUCCAGUGUGCCGGUCCAGAGACCAAUUCUGUAAAUUGUCUGUUGAGCGACAGUGGUGCUACAACACCCCUGCAACUUAGAGAGGAAGUCCUCAGGCUAACCGCUGAAAACGUGCAACUCCGAGGCCUGUUGAAGGAGCAAAAGUCCAACGAGUGCAAAGAGAAGGAGAGCACGGACGCGUCCGGGAACAGCAGCGACGGGCAGGCGGAAUUAAGACGGAGCCGGGAAACUCUGCUGCGGGUUCAAGCCAAGAACAACGAGGAUGAAGGCCCAAAGGUCACCACUGAUGGAUUGGGAACUCUUCAAGAUGGCGGUCAAAGCAAGAUUGGAAAAGACAGGGCCUCUUUAAGAUCUCGCCUGCCUGUCCCGGUGAGGCCAAGAGCCGAAGCUUACAGCGACGCACAUUUAGAUCCCUGUAAAGCGGACACGGCGCAGUGCCCUCACACAGACUCUGACCAGAAGUCAUCUGUCGACUCCACCGUGUCAUCGCAACCGAGGGCCGGCCCAUCUCCUUCCCGCAGUUCCGCUCCCGACAGCAGCUGUCCCGCCACGCGCACGCCUGCUGACACCCAGGCCCACGAUGCUCUUUUUGCCCAGCUGGAGCUCCUCCACCAGGAGUGCCAGGAGAAGGAAGCUUUGAUCAAGAAGCAACUGGCUGACUGGGAAGAGCUCCACGCGCAGCUCCAGGACAAGGAACAUCUCAAUAGGCAGUACGUGGCGGCCUUGCGAGCAGCCGAGUCUACCAUCUCAUAUUUGACCGCCUGCAGUCUGGACAGCCAGACUGGAUCUGGACCGCAGGAAGGGUCUGCUUCUAUGGGCUGCAACAGCACGCAGCUGGAUUUACACAAAGUGCUCCAGGAGAAAGAGGCCCUCAACAAGCAACUUAUCCAACUUUUGAACUUGGCAGAGAAGCACAUGUCAUCAAAAGACAGCCAGGAAACGUGGGCAGAAUUUGCAGAUCUCCGUUUGAAAAUAGAAGCAGUGAACGCCUCGUCAAAGGAGCAGGGAUCCUCAGAUGUCUUUGGAGGUCUUGAGGGUUUGGAGCAUAGUGAUUCUUUGGAGGGAACGGCAAGACAGAGUGAUUCCAUAGAGACAGCAUCAGAAUCUCUCACAGAAAAAGAGUCGAAGGAUCAGCGGGACACAAGAGAAAGUUCUAAUAUUUCAAAUCAGGAGAUGACCAAAGUUCUUGCGAAACGUCUUAGCUUGAUAGAAUCGGUCAUUUCUUCCUUAGCAGCAGCCUGCACCAAUACCAGCACAUUCACCAGCCCUGAGCUCGAGGAGCAUUUGGACAAACUCCAGAGGACUGUAGAAAACAGCCAAGAACUGGACCACCUGACUCAAGCCACGCAAUCAAGUAUCCACUCUGAAAAGCUUCUCAACUCUGAGCUCCACCACCAUCUGCGACUCCUCUGCAAGGUCCUCGCCGACCGCUCUCAGAGGAUUUGUGAGCUCCAGGCCUCCCUGCAGGAGGAGAGGUCCCGUCGAGAAGAGAGCGAGACCCGGGCCACGCUUUCAAAUGGCAAGGGCUUGGCACCGAACGUUCAGGCCCAGCUGGAGACUCUGCACAAGGCGCUGAGGGAGAAGAAAAAAGCCUGCGAAAACCUCGAGGAGAAACUGGCCACGGCGCAAUCCGCACCGUCCACAAAUAACACGGCAGGCAGAGCUGUGGAGCAGGAUGACAAAAGCGUGCAGGUGGAUUUGCAGGACCUGGGUUACGAAACCACGGGCAAGAGCGAGAACGAUAGGGCAGAGAGCAGUAGCACAGAAGUCGAGAUGGGCGUCAAAGCAACCGGAAGCACUUCUAGUCUCCCUUUGCUGCUGACUCCAGAGCAGGCGCACUUAUCCUCACCUGAACAUGUGGACUCCACCUCCAGCACUCCGUACCCGAGUUCCCCCACCUUGAGCUCGGCCAAGGUCAGUCUGAAAAGCCUGCAGACCUAUGAGGAAUACGGUCUCUCCGAGGACCCGCUGCAGCUGCAGGCGCAGGUGCGAGAGUUGAAGACUCAGUUGGAAAGCCAGACCAAACUCGUGAGCCAGAUGCAAAGUCUUCUGCAGAGAAACGCCAUCAACCUGGCGGGAGGCCACCGCUCUGACCGUUCGACCAGUCGGGACGGAACGCAGGACCAUCACGCGAGGCACAGUCGGGAGCCGAUGCGGGAGAAAGAUGGUGAGGGAAAAGACCGGUCCGUUAGGAGCGAGGCCAGCGAGUCGGAAGCCAAGAAGGCCACGAAGGAGCAGUUGCAGCACGCUCGCAGCCGUUCCGCAUCCCCUGCCAGUUUGGACUCCCUGGUGCAGUCGCAGGCCAGGGAGCUGUCGCAGCUCAGGCAGCAGAUCAAGGAGAGCCGGCGCCUGGGCGGCGUGCAGCGGCGUCAGAUGGGGGAGCUGAGGAGGGCCUUUCAGGAGCUGCUCCGGGCCAGCCCGGCGGACUGCUACCUGGGCGAGGUGGUCAAAGGGCAGCUGGACAAGACCCUGAGCAUUCUCGAUCGCCUGGAGGGACGCCUGGACAAAGGAGAGACUCAUCAGGAUAAUGAAGACGUGGCGGCUCUGGAGCGUUCUAACUGGUUGGCCAAAGAACUGCAGGAGAAGAAUCGCCUCAUCCAGAGCCUGCAGAGUCAAGUCCGAGGCCAGAGUCCCGGAAGUCCCCACAGCGCCCACUCGGAUGUAGACCCCCCGGACCGGGCCUCAUCCUCCAGCCGCGGGAGUCCGCCUGUGCAAGGGGGGGCAACGGACUCGGCGGCCGCGUCCGGCCGACUGCUGGGCUUGGAGAGGGAGAACGGGCUGCUUCACGAGCGGCUGAGCAGCAGCGAGCAGCUCAACGCCAGCCUCCGCCGCGAGCUGGAGCUGCACCUGUCCGUCAUGGCGCACCACCGGGACGGACGAGAUGCGGGGGGCGCCUCGGCGGCGAAAGCCUCCGCAGAAGUGCGGCCCGUUGAUUCAGACCUGCUGGCCGAGCACCUCGAGGAGAUCCGAGCCCUGAGGCGGCGCCUGGAGGAGAGCAUCUGCACCAACGACCGCCUCAGGGAGCAGCUGGAGAGGAGACUGGCCGAGCUGGAGAAAGACGCGGCCACCAACAUCUUCGUCCACGGCAACGAGGACCAAGCGCAGCUGGUCAAAGAGGUCCGCUUCCUGUGGGUUCAGAACCAAGGCCUGAAGGAGCAGCUCCACCAGGAGUCCAAAGACAAGCGGCUGCGGGACGACCUGGCGAGGCGAGCGGCCAGGCUGGAGCAGAGCAGGAAGGAGAACGACGUCCUGAGGCAGGAGAACGCCGGGCUGCGGGAGAGGCUGGACCUCGGCGGCCGAGAGAACGCCAGGCUGCUCCGGUCGCUGCGCGCCAGCGAGGACCAGCUGCGCGGUCUGCAGUGCGAGGUGAAGCUGCAGCGUCAGCAGGUGACCGACUCGCAGCGCCUCCUCCAAUCGCUGCGCGUGGAGCUGCAAGUUCACGAGAAGAUGGAGACGGCGACGCACGCUCAAGACCCCGGUCGCCCCCCGCCCGGCGCGACGGAGCUGUCGGAGCUGCUGUCGGAGAUGCGCCACCUUCGUCUGCAGCUGGAGAGGAGCAUCCGCACCAACGACACGCUGCGCCACAGGCUGGAGGAGCAGCUGUGGGGAGGGGCCGGACACUCGGAAACCAUCAACAUCAACUACGUGCUCUCCGCCGCCGCAGAUGGCGCAAGCGGGCCUCCGGCUCGCGAAGGCGCCGACGUCUACGGUCAUCAAGUGCGCCGUGAGGCGGGCGGCGGCGGCGGCGGCGGCGGCAGCGGCAGCAGCUCCGGCGAGAGCACGACCGGCGCCCCCUCCCGCCUGGUGCCGGGCCACCGCCUGUGGGCCAACCGCAACGGGCGCCACAUCCUGGCGCUGGUGGAGGACUACGGCGCCCUCCGCAGGCACAUCUCGGAAGGACGCAAGCUCCUGCGCGGCGUGGACGUGCGACUCCAUCAGUGUCUCACCAGCAAGGCGACGGACGACGAGAGCGUGAAGCUGUUACGCGGCGACGUCGGCACCGUCCAGCGGGUUCUGGACGAGGCCGCCCGCCUGCUCAAGCUGGCGUGGAGGGUCUCCCUGCCGGCAGGGGGCGCCGGGCCUGCCGGCAACAACCAGCAGGACGAUCUGAAGAAGGAGAUCUCCCGUCUGAAGAGCCGACUGACCCAGCAGGAGCGAAUGCUGAGCGGCGCCGUCAAGCGCCUGCGGACCACCAACCAGCUCAAGGAGGGGAUGGAGCGGGUCAUCGUCGACCAGCUGUCUCUCACCCACGGCGUGUUGAAGAAAGCCCGCGGAAACUUAGAGAAAAAUCACUGUUACCUCUUUGGCCCACAAGGACAAGGAGGUGCCUGUAAAUGGCCAAUAGGGGGCGUCGACGUGUACACGUCGGAUGAGCAGUGACUCCACUUCCUGUUUCUGUUCCUGCUGUCAGGUUUUUAUUGUUCAUACGACUGUUCAGCAUUUUUGUUUUGUUUUUCCUGCUUCAUUUGCACAGAAGUGGCUUUUAAGAGUUUUAGGUACUGGUUCUGGUUCUGGUCGCGUGCCCCCGUGUGUACAUAGUCAAUUAAUCUGGUUUAUAUUCUGCUACUAUAAGACGACGGACGUGUAUAUUUUGUUGGAAGCAGUAAAAAAAAAAAGGUUUGAA
Molecule: messenger RNA, 8424 nt
Organism: Syngnathoides biaculeatus (alligator pipefish)
Lineage: Eukaryota; Metazoa; Chordata; Actinopteri; Syngnathiformes; Syngnathidae
Gene: cdk5rap2
Product: CDK5 regulatory subunit associated protein 2
Exons: 50
Coding region: 210-8180 (2656 amino acids)
Cellular component (GO): microtubule organizing center
Source: RefSeq, a predicted model, not a curated record